CUACAUCUGCGCAUGCACACACACAUGCACACACGCAUUGCUCCUGCAAGGUUCAGGAUGCACAGAGGCAGUGGGGCUCCGGGGAACUGACAGAUCAUUAGGAUGCAGCAGUAUGAUGUUAUAGUGCUCGGGACAGGACUCAAGGAAUGUAUCCUCUCCGGCUUAAUGUCAGUAAAUGGGAAAAAGGUUCUCCACAUUGACAGAAAUCCUCACUAUGGAGGAGAGAGUGCAUCUGUUUCCCCUCUGGAGGAGCUGUACAGGAAAUUUAGGGUUCGAGGUCCUAAUAACUCUAUGGGACUUGGGAAAGAGUGGAAUGUCGACCUGAUCCCCAAAUUUUUCCUUGCCAAUGGUCAGCUGGUCAAACUGUUGCUUCACACGGAGGUGACGAGGUACCUGGACUUAAAAGUGAUCGAAGGUAGCUACGUAUACAAAGCAGGAAAAGUGCACAAAGUCCCCGCCACAGAGGCAGAGGCCCUCGCUUCAGACUUAAUGGGCAUGUUUGACAAGAGAAGGUUCAAGAAGCUGCUGCUCUUCGCCUUGAACUUUGAGGAGAGGAACCCCCGGACCCACCAGGACAUGGAUCCGAGGCGAAUCACCACGCGGGACCUCUUCCACCACUUUGACCUGGGACCGGAGGUCAUGGAGUUCACAGCUCAUGCCAUAGCCUUGCAUUCCAAUGACAGUUACCUGGACGAGCCGUACGCCGACACUGUCAAACGCGUCAAGCUGUACUGUGAAUCUCUGACCCACCACAGCACAAGUCCAUACCUCUACCCCAUCUAUGGACUUGCUGAACUUCCACAGGGAUUUGCCAGGCUGAGUGCAGAGUAUGGAGGAACAUACAUGGUGAACAAAGACGUGGAUGAGAUUGUGAUGGAGAACGGCAAAGUGACAGCUGUGAAAUGUGAUGGAGAGAAGCUGUUCCACUGUAAACAGCUGAUCUGUGAUCCCAGCUACGUGCCCAGUCGCAUGAGGAAGGUGGGCCGUGUCAUACGGGUCAUCUGUUUACUGAAUCAUCCAAUCAAACACACCCAUGAGGCCAGCUCCUGUCAAAUCAUCCUGCCUCAAACACAGCUCAACAGGAAGUCAGACAUUUACAUAUCCUUAGUAUCAUACAGCCACAAUGUGUGCGCAGACGGCAUGUACAUUGCCACUGUGAGCACAACUAUAGAAACGAGCAACCCAGAGAAAGAAGUGCGGCCGGCUCUGGAGCUGAUUGAACCCAUCACGCAGAAAUUUGUUUCAAUCAGCAACCUGCUGGUUCCCAAUGACGAUGGGAGAAAGAGUCAGAUAUUUGUGUCCAGCUCCUAUGAUGCAACAAGUCACUUUGACAACGAGUGUGAGGAGAUCAUGGACAUGUACCACAGGAUCACAGGCACAAAGCUCAGCUGCGGAGGAUCACAGAGACACAUGUCGCAGGACUCCGAUGACGACUAUUGACCUGAAGACCAAAUGGUAUAUCAUGAUGAAAAAAACAAACAAACAAAAAAAAAACAUGUAGGAUUUACUCCCCGGUUCUAAAGCCGAGGAUGUUGUAUAGCUGUUACUAUGUAGUAUCAAUUUGGUGAUGGCACAGAGUCUGAGGUGGUUAAUAUCCAUUUCCACCUCUCCACUGUGUGAAAUCCUGUAAAACCCCACACGUGAAGUAACUGUUUCAGAAACUGACCUUAUGAUUGCUGCACUAUUUGAACUUGUCAAUGUAUUUGUACUGUCGGCUGCACGCUGUUGCCAUUUGUGUCGUGGUAUGAGACACCGCAGGAUGUUAUCUUUUAACCAUCAUUAAAGUAAUUAUGGUGUAAA
Myripristis murdjan (pinecone soldierfish) is the source of this 1800-nucleotide messenger RNA. Its product is annotated as rab GDP dissociation inhibitor beta. Gene Ontology annotation, molecular function: Rab GDP-dissociation inhibitor activity. The transcript is spliced from 11 exons. Gene Ontology annotation, biological process: vesicle-mediated transport; small GTPase-mediated signal transduction; protein transport. The record is from RefSeq and is a predicted model, not a curated record. Bases 103 to 1440 code for a protein of 445 amino acids. Lineage: Eukaryota; Metazoa; Chordata; Actinopteri; Holocentriformes; Holocentridae. Gene Ontology annotation, cellular component: cytoplasm.